AUGCAAAUUUUCGUGAAAACGCUCACUGGCAAGACAAUCACUCUCGAGGUCGAGAGCUCUGACACCAUCGACAAUGUCAAGGCAAAGAUCCAGGACAAAGAGGGGAUUCCUCCGGACCAGCAGAGGCUUAUCUUCGCCGGUAAACAGCUAGAAGAUGGCCGCACCUUGGCCGAUUACAACAUCCAGAAGGAGUCCACUCUCCAUUUGGUGCUUCGUCUUCGUGGUGGUAUGCAAAUCUUUGUCAAGACUUUGACGGGCAAGACAAUCACCCUUGAGGUCGAGAGCUCAGACACCAUUGACAACGUCAAAGCUAAGAUUCAAGACAAAGAGGGAAUCCCACCGGACCAGCAGAGGCUCAUCUUCGCCGGGAAGCAGCUAGAGGACGGAAGGACACUUGCUGACUACAACAUCCAGAAGGAGUCGACCUUACAUCUUGUCCUUCGUCUUCGUGGUGGUAUGCAAAUCUUUGUGAAGACCCUCACCGGAAAAACCAUCACUUUGGAGGUGGAGAGCUCUGACACCAUUGACAACGUCAAGGCUAAGAUCCAAGAUAAGGAAGGGAUCCCACCGGACCAGCAGAGGCUUAUCUUCGCCGGGAAGCAGCUAGAGGACGGAAGGACUCUUGCUGACUACAACAUCCAGAAGGAGUCCACUCUCCAUUUGGUACUUCGUCUUCGUGGUGGUAUGCAAAUCUUUGUGAAGACCCUCACCGGAAAAACCAUCACUUUGGAGGUGGAGAGCUCAGACACCAUUGACAACGUCAAAGCUAAGAUCCAAGACAAGGAGGGGAUCCCACCAGACCAGCAGAGGCUCAUCUUCGCCGGGAAGCAGCUCGAGGACGGAAGGACUCUUGCCGACUACAACAUCCAGAAGGAGUCGACCUUACAUCUUGUCCUUCGUCUUCGUGGUGGUAUGCAAAUCUUUGUGAAGACCCUCACCGGGAAAACCAUCACUUUGGAGGUUGAGAGCUCUGACACAAUCGAUAACGUCAAGGCCAAGAUUCAGGACAAGGAGGGGAUUCCACCAGACCAGCAGAGACUCAUCUUCGCCGGAAAGCAGCUUGAGGAUGGUCGCACACUUGCGGAUUACAAUAUCCAGAAGGAAUCAACUCUCCACCUUGUGUUGCGUCUGCGUGGUGGUAUGCAGAUCUUUGUGAAGACUUUGACGGGCAAGACUAUUACCUUGGAGGUCGAGAGCUCUGAUACGAUUGACAAUGUCAAGGCAAAGAUUCAGGACAAGGAAGGGAUCCCUCCGGACCAGCAGAGACUCAUCUUCGCUGGGAAACAGCUCGAGGAUGGUCGCACUUUGGCGGAUUACAACAUCCAGAAGGAGUCGACUCUCCACUUGGUUCUUCGUCUUCGUGGUGGAGACUUCUGA
This is a messenger RNA of Microthlaspi erraticum, 1377 nucleotides long. The record is from the annotation of a GenBank genome assembly. NCBI's taxonomy places the organism in Eukaryota, Viridiplantae, Streptophyta, Magnoliopsida, Brassicales, Brassicaceae.